GAAGGCUCUUGUGUAACAAGCUAUCAGGGUCUUUCUCUUCAGAUAAUUUUGUUUUUCCACAGAUCACUGUUGGGAUGAAGUUUUAUAGCUUUGGAGUCCUUGUAGCCACUAUCCUCUUCUGUGAGCAGCAUGCCUUCGCAUUUCAAAGUGGCCAGGUUAUAUCUGCUCUUCCUAGAACCUCUAGGCAAGCUCAAAUUCUGCAGAAUCUCACUACGACAUAUGAGAUUGUCCUCUGGCAGCCAGUAACAGCUGAAUUUAUUGCAAAGAAAAAAGAAGUCCAUUUUUUUGUGAAUGCAUCUGAAUUAAGCAAUGUGAAAGCCCAUUUAAAUGAAAGCAGAAUUCCAUUCAGUGUCUUGAUGGAAGAUGUGGAAGAUCUUAUACGACAGCAGACUUCCAAUGACACAGUCAUCCCCCGGGCCUCCUCCUCAUACUAUGAAAAUUAUCACUCACUAAAUGAAAUCUAUUCUUGGAUUGAAGUUAUUACUGAGCGGUAUCCUGAUAUGGUUGAAAAAAUUCACAUUGGAUCCUCAUAUGAGAAGCGUCCACUUUAUGUUUUAAAGGUUUCUAGAAAGGAGCAAUCAGCCAAAAAUGCUGUGUGGAUUGACUGUGGAAUCCAUGCCAGAGAAUGGAUCUCUCCUGCUUUCUGCUUAUGGUUCAUAGGCUAUGUAACUCAAUACCAUGAGGAAGAAAGUCUAUAUACCAAUCUUCUGAGGCACUUGGAUUUCUAUGUCAUGCCGGUAGUUAAUGUGGAUGGUUAUGACUAUACAUGGAAAAAGAAUCGAAUGUGGAGAAAGAACCGUUCUUUUCAUGAAAACAAUCCUUGUAUUGGAACAGACUUGAACAGGAACUUUGCUUCCAAACACUGGUGUGAGAAAGGUGCAUCAAGUUUCUCAUGCUCAGAAAUCUACUGUGGACUUUACCCUGAAUCAGAACCAGAAGUGAAGGCAGUGGCUAAUUUCUUAAGAAGAAAUAUCAACCACAUUAAAGCUUACAUCACUAUGCAUUCAUAUUCCCAGAAGAUAGUGUUUCCAUAUUCCUAUAGCAGAAGCAAAAGCAAAGACCACGAGGAACUGUCUCUAGUGGCCAGUGAAGCAGUCCAUGCUAUCGAGAGUAUUAGUAAAGAUACCAAAUAUACACAUGGAAGUGGUUCAGAAAGUUUAUACCUAGCUCCUGGAGGUUCAGAUGACUGGAUCUAUGAUUUGGGCAUCAAAUAUUCCUUUACAAUUGAACUUCGUGAUAAAGGCAAAUACGGAUUCUUGUUGCCAAAGCAUUUCAUCAAACCCACUUGUAUAGAAGCUCUGGCCGCUGUUUCUAAAAUAGCGUGGCAUGUCAUCAGGAAUGUUUAAUGCUCUUAAUUUUUUUUUUUCGCUCUGCUCUCAUAUUUUAAUUUACUAAUUCCAACAAGAGCAAAUUAUUGUACCAGUUUCUUUCUAAGUUUUAUCAAUAGUUUUGUUAAAAGGUUUUCUCUUCCUUGGUAUUGUCAAAGAACAAAAUAAAUAUUACCCUAAAAUUAAGGCAGACGAGGAUUCACAUUUAUUUUCUCUUUUUUCUGUAAUUUGUAAGAAUCUAGGUAAUGAUUUUUUCUUUGAUUUACUAUGGUUGACUAGCCAUCUCAAGUAAUUUUAACAACUGGUUUCAUGCAAAUGAUUGGAACACAAACAACAAAAAGAAAGGCUAUUAGAAGCUCAUUAAAGAUUUCCUUUCCAAAUUUCAACAAAUUUCUGCUUGCACCUUUAAAAACAAAACUUUGCAGUCCGUUCGCUCCACAGGAAUAGACAAUGGCCUAGAAAGCUGAAGGGUGUCAAAAACACGACAAGCACCGCCUGUCGUUCCAGGUUAGUGCUCAUUAAACAUUGUUGAGAGAAUAAUGCAUGGCUGUACUUACUUUCGACAAAACCUGGGGCACUUAACGCAUUUAUAACAACCGUUUAUUGUAAGAAAUUAUGUAAUAAAAGAAGGAAACUUUUUCUCUUAAAUUUACUUUUAAUUGGGCACUUUAGCUCUUCCUAGUUCCAGGUUUCCUCUUGUCCAGAGAUCUCUCACCAAGGUACCUUGAAGAUUUCAGCUGCGCACAGGUCGGGUCGGGGUGCUGGGCGUGUCUACAAAGGGGCGGUGCCUGCGCGCUGACGACUAAUCCGGAGGCCGGAAGCUGCACCGGUCUGCGGAGGAAAGGGCAAGCCCGUGACUUCCGGCGGCUUUUUGAGGCGGUCCUCUCAGCGGCCCGAUAGUAUUUUCGUUGUCUUUUUUUACUCUGUUGUCGCUCUUCGUUGUUUUUCUUUCUGCGUCCCAGUCGCGUGAUUCUGGCAAAGCGGCCGACGGGUUUCGCUCCUUGGCCGCCCCAGGGGACCCCUCGCUAGCCGAGGGCCGGUUCCCGGGGCCGCGCGCGCACCACCUCCUCCUCCCCUUUGUGGUCUUCCCGGGGCCCGGCGCGGGGACAGAGUCCCCUUCCCCGCUCCUCGGGGCAGCGGCGGCGGCAGCGGUGACGCCUCUAGACUGUGCUCACGGAAGGAGUUCGGCAAGGAGG
Pteropus alecto (black flying fox) is the source of this 2524-nucleotide messenger RNA. It is a transcript of the gene CPB2, whose product is annotated as carboxypeptidase B2. Gene Ontology annotation, molecular function: metallocarboxypeptidase activity; zinc ion binding. Gene Ontology annotation, biological process: fibrinolysis; proteolysis. Bases 75 to 1346 code for a protein of 423 amino acids. The transcript is spliced from 11 exons. The record is from RefSeq and is a predicted model, not a curated record. Lineage: Eukaryota; Metazoa; Chordata; Mammalia; Chiroptera; Pteropodidae.